This is a messenger RNA of Mauremys reevesii (Reeves's turtle), 670 nucleotides long. It is a transcript of the gene TSPAN31, whose product is annotated as tetraspanin 31. The record is from RefSeq and is a predicted model, not a curated record. The transcript is spliced from 4 exons. Lineage: Eukaryota; Metazoa; Chordata; Testudines; Geoemydidae. The coding region runs from base 95 to 412 and encodes 105 amino acids.
GGCGCUGGGCGCUGGGCUGGGAUUUAAAGGGCCAGGAGCGGCCCGGCCUGCGCUGUCCCCGGAGUCUGCGGCCGGCUGCCCCCCGCCCGGGAAGAUGGUGUGUGGCGGCGGCGGCUUCGCCUGCUCCCGCAACGCGCUCUGCGCCCUCAACGUGGUCUACGUGCUGGUUGGGUUGCUGCUGAUCGGCGUGGCUGCCUGGGGGAAAAGCUUUGGCAUCGUCUCCAGCAUCCACAUCAUCGGCGGAGUCAUCGCCGUGGGCUUCUUCCUGCUGCUCAUUGCCAUCGUGGGACUCAUUGGGGCUAUCAACCACCACCAAGUCAUGCUCUUCUUCGUGGUCUCGCUCGCUACAGCGCAGCGGCAGCCUCUGCCGGGAAAGCCAGACACUCCCUUCGGGCAGUGGGCCUGGCUUUAGGAGCCUGUCACAUCACUGGGGCACUUCGGCAUUGAGUGCUGGUUGCUAGGGGCUGCCGCAGGCUCGAUGCCAGGCAGGCGCUUGCCAGAAGGGAGCUGGGGACCCAGCUUGGCCCAGAUUGGGGCAGAACCUAUAUCUACCUAGAUGAGGCAUGAACAGGGCCAGGCAUGGCUGAUUGCUACCUACAAAUGGGCUGAUAUUUCAGCGAAGGGGAAGUGAUGCAAAGAGGAAACCACAGUUCCACUUGAAACCUUAACU